AUGACCGACCCAGCUUUGGAACUGGCAGAAACCAUCCAAACCGCCUCAAUCAAGCGGGAUCCAUCCCCGAGACACGACAUCAAUCCUCCAACAGCCGCCUCGGAGAAGCGACCAGUGGCACGACGCUCUUCCUCCGAGGCUGACAGCAUCCCUUCCGAUAUUGUUGAUCCUAGUCGUAUGGUUAGACCCGUUUCACGUCGCCAUACUCUUCCUCCUUUGCCCGAUCUGCGUUUCGAACAGAGCUAUCUCGCCAGCUUGCGAGGUGCCGAUACAUGGGGACGAGUUGCAUGGAUUACCAUUCGGGACCAGGUACGGAUACUCGACAAUGAGUUGAGAGAUCUCAUUGUUGCUAUAAGAAUCGAAUUCAAUUUAAUACUGAUGAAAUGGGUUGCAAACUGUCAGGUUCUUCUGCCACUCAUCCAGGGUACUCUUUGGACGCUUGCGCUUUCUGGCUGGCGUUACUGGAACCGCACAGCUUCUCUCAGUGGCCAGACGCUCGGUAGCAGGCUGCGAAGGUGGUGGUACGAAGUCAAUAAUUGGAAGCUUCCUCCUCUGAGUACAACAAAGGACCCUCGACUUGCUGCCAAGGUUGAAGACGUAAGUGCACAUCUUUCAAUGCGGUCAAACGGGACAUUGGCGCGAGAUUAUGCCUACUUCUGA
Messenger RNA from Aspergillus fumigatus Af293, 660 nucleotides. Its product is annotated as DUF1770 domain-containing protein. Gene Ontology annotation, biological process: mitophagy. Bases 1 to 660 code for a protein of 219 amino acids. Lineage: Eukaryota; Fungi; Ascomycota; Eurotiomycetes; Eurotiales; Aspergillaceae. The transcript has a single exon. Gene Ontology annotation, molecular function: mitochondrion autophagosome adaptor activity. The record is from RefSeq and is a predicted model, not a curated record.